AUGUCUGGAUACGGUGAUGACCAACAAUCCGGUGGAGGCUACGGAGGUGGUGACAGUGGCAUGAGCGGUGGCCAGGGAGGCCAAUCAGGCGGCGACUCCGGCUCCGGAGGCUACGGAGGUGGACAAUCUGGUGGUGACUCCGGCUCUGGAGGCUACGGAGGAGGCCAAUCUGGCGGCAUGGGUGGUGACUCCGGCUCCGGAGGAGGAUACGGUGGAGGACAAUCAGGCGGCAUGGGUGGUGACUCCGGCUCUGGAGGAGGAUACGGUGGAGGCCAAUCAGGCGGCAUGGGUGGUGACUCCGGCUCUGGAGGAGGAUACGGUGGAGGCCAAUCAGGCGGCAUGGGUGGUGACUCCGGCUCUGGAGGAGGCUACGGAGGAGGACAAUCAGGCGGCAUGGGUGGUGACUCCGGCUCUGGAGGAGGCUACGGUGGUGACUCUGGAUCAGGCAACCAGUCUGGCGGAGGCUCAGGUAACCAAUCGGGCGGAGGCUCAGGUGGAGGACUCAAGGGCAAACUAAUGGGCAUGGCCGAGAACAAGUUCGGUGGUGGUGGUGGUGGUGGCAGCAGCAACAACGGCAAUCAGGGUGGCAGCAACUGGUAG
Molecule: messenger RNA, 600 nt
Organism: Letharia columbiana
Lineage: Eukaryota; Fungi; Ascomycota; Lecanoromycetes; Lecanorales; Parmeliaceae
Exons: 4
Coding region: 1-600 (199 amino acids)
Source: RefSeq, a predicted model, not a curated record